This is a messenger RNA of Aspergillus melleus, 384 nucleotides long. RefSeq lists its product as uncharacterized. The record is from RefSeq and is a predicted model, not a curated record. The transcript has a single exon. The coding region runs from base 1 to 384 and encodes 127 amino acids. Lineage: Eukaryota; Fungi; Ascomycota; Eurotiomycetes; Eurotiales; Aspergillaceae.
AUGCCGGUUAUGGCGGAGAGUACGUUACAAAUAUCGCUCAUCAUUGAAAUGUCCUGGAAUUCAAUUACUGACUGUUCAAGGUUCGUGUGGCUCGUCCCCAAAUGGAGCUUCGAGUCCGACAACGCCGUCAGCGGCGUCCGCAUCAUCAUUCAAGGAGAUUCCGACGGCAGCUUUAAAGAUCUUGCCAAAGGAGCAGGCGGCAAAUUCCGAUACCUCCGUCUGGAGCGUGGCGGCGGCGAGAAGAUCACCGACAUCCGGCUUCUUCGUCGCGACGACGAGGUCAGCUGGGAUACUGUCAAGUCUUUGGGCUUUGAUGGUAUCAGCUCCGAUAUCAACGACGGACGAGGCAAGAGCUUCCUGUACUUGGUCUGGAAGAGCAACUAG